Bufo bufo (common toad) is the source of this 2325-nucleotide messenger RNA. RefSeq names its product KAT8 regulatory NSL complex subunit 1-like protein. The record is from RefSeq and is a predicted model, not a curated record. Gene Ontology annotation, cellular component: NSL complex. The coding region runs from base 157 to 2325 and encodes 722 amino acids. NCBI's taxonomy places the organism in Eukaryota, Metazoa, Chordata, Amphibia, Anura, Bufonidae. The transcript has 11 exons. Gene Ontology annotation, molecular function: histone acetyltransferase binding.
CCGGGCGGCAGUUGGGCACACUCUUCUCUGAGUGAAAGAAGGUGCUGAAAGUAGAAGGCGCCGCGGGCACGGACACCCCGAUCGGCGCGGAGUCAGGCAGCAGAGCCCGGGAGCACCUAGGAGAGCCGCUAAAAUAUACUCCAUCCACCAGGAAAGAUGACCCCGGCUCUUACAGAUACAGCAACACAAGAACCUGGAGUUCGUUUCUCCCCUUCUCUUGGAAUAAAGAGCUUGAGCGCCGAUCUCAAUGUGUAUGGGGAUAAUUCCAAGACCAGUUCCAAAGACAGCAACUCUAGCCUAGCAUAUUGUGAAUCUGCCCUGUGCCUUCAGGAAGACUUUGCCGGCCUGCAGCAAGAUGGAUCACUUUCUUCUGGACAUUACCAAACGGUCUUUGUAUUGACCAGCUCGGAUAUGAUUGUACAGGAUAAUAGUAGCUUUCCAUCAAAGACAGAGCAAGAUGCUUACAGUCAGAGGUUCCUUGUACAGCACGAUGCUCGCCCGUUGCUUACUGAAAGAAAAGUGAAGAGAGAACUUUUCCCAGGUACCGUCAGCAAAGUGCUAGCAGAUGUCAACAAGCUAUGGGAUAUAUCUGUGAUGGAAGAUGAAGGGGUACAUAGAUUGAAUGGACGAAUAGAUGGGGAAAGCCUUGCCAUCCCGUUUCCUACUAAUUCUGCUUUACCGGACUUUAGGUGCAUUUCACCUACGAGAGAAAAACUGCAAAACGCUGUGGAUAAGGAAACGGAGGCAAAGUUAUUACAUCUGAAAUGUCUAAAUCGGCAGCAGGAGCUCCUAGGUCGUGCUCAGAGGGCCAGGAAGCGCUUACAGGUGCUAUUGGCGAAAUAUGCAGUGGACCAUUGUAGCCAACAGAUAGGUGGCUUAGUGAAACGCAAUAUGGAACAGUUCAAUGUACCCGGUAGCUCCGCCGGUAAGUCAGGUCCUGGAGUACACUCAGAUCCAGAUCCGGUAGCAAGAUGGACCCGAAGUGCAUGCGUUGACUAUAAACAUGGGGCCAGCUGGGUGUCUCCCACUGCUGCCAGGAGGUUUUCUGUGCCAACCACUGGGAUUAUAGGCAGUAUUCAGCAGGCGUUGGACUCGGACGUUACAGAAAGCAGCUCUGAUGAGGACUGGGAUGAAAAACCUAAAUUUGCUCAUGACUGUAAUGCUGAAUGGAACUGGCUUUCGGGAAGAGCAGAUGUUGGGAGUCGUUGGACCUGGCUCCAGUCUCAGAUUGCAGAGUUGGAAUACAAAAUUCAUCACCUGGUGGAUCUACAUAGUCAGCUACGAAGCAAGAAGGGAACGCUGGUGUUUCAGGAAUGUUCAAAUUGCAUUCUCGGGGAAGAGACACAUCUGCCAUAUCCAGGCACUUCAUUACAGCCCGCAGAGACCCUGGAAACCCCCUCAGAGGAAACAAAUCUGCCUCCGGCAAUGGAUUUAGAAAUGUCUCCAAGCAGCCCGACCUUGCUCCUGAGAAACAUAGAGAAGCAGAGUGCUCAACUGACUGAAAUGGUCAGCAGUCUUAUUGCAGCGAUCCCCAUGACUCUGUCUCCUACCAAUCCCGUUAAACCCUUUGCAAAUGGAAAGAUGACGGCAAAAGGUCCUCCUGGAACAUCAAAGCUACAAAAGGCAUGCGCUCCCACCAGGAAUGGAUUCUGCAAGCAGCAGCCAGUAAAAAGAAGGAAGCGGAUCCGUGUCAGAGCCUCCUCCAAUUUUGGGAGCAGUUCAGCCCGCACCAGACCCCUGCUGCUCUUUCACAAGCGGAACCUAUAUAGAAUGUUUCCGGACCACACGCCUUUACAUUUGACGUUGCACUCUCACCAAGCACUACAUGGAAGUAAUGAGUCAUGGCAAACCUCAGACUACAGCUCUACCUGGAUCAGUUGUGACAAGCCUCAAAAAUCUGUGCUGGUAAACAGAGAUGUCUGUGAGAUAGAGCCAAACUUCCACCCCAUCUUGUCACUACCUGCUGACCUUCCAUUACAUCUGCACCUUGAGGGUUUGCUGACGACGUGCAAGACUGACAUUAGGGAUUCACUAAAUAGCAGAUUUUUCAACUAUGAUGACGAUGAAAAUCUCUCUCAUGUACCAGCCAGAUGGAGCAAGAGUUGUACCUCAAGCCCUGGGCCACAACUUGUACUUGAAACGCACAACCAAGAAAGACAAGGUGGAGGCAUGGCUGAAGCCGAUGCUCAGCCCAGCCAUGAUCUCACGGGGACCCACACUUCUCAUAAAACCUCUGUACAGUUAGAGGCACGGGACCCCGGCAUUGUGCUAAGUGCAGCAAGGCGAAGAUUGAGGAGUGAAAGCUCUACGACAUUGACAACAUAG